AAGCCGAAAAAUCUCACAGCCCCACAAAUCGGUCUCCUCCAAAUUUCCUUUGGCCCCAAGCCAAUCUCUCUCUCUUCUUUUUUUUUUCCUAUAAAUACUCUCUCUCACUCUCUUCCUCUCUCUUACUAUUUCUCGUGUGUCUUGGUUUCUCUCCAGACCAGAGAAACCUCUUCCCCCCCUCAAAAAAAAGAAAAAAAAAAAAAAAAAAACACAAAAGGCUUCAAGGAAGUUAACCCCCCCGAAUUAGUAGCACCAACAAGAAAAUAAAAAAAAGAAGAAGGAAUUUUGAUCGGAAUCCUAGAAACAGAGAGUGUGAUCAAGAAAGUUUCUCCUUUGGGUAUCGUCUCUGAUCAGUUUGUAGAGGAGGUGUUUUUUUUUCCUUUCUAUAUUCUUUUGGGUUGUUGCUGGACAUUUGGGAGUCGUUUCUGUUCAAUAUAGAAACGGUCUUGGGUUUGCUUUGCUCGGAAAUGAGUUCUCAGGUCCGAAAUGAGCGAAGAGAUAGACCUAGGAUCCCUACCCACACUGCUCGUCGUGAGUGGGUUCCAAGGGGAUCCUCUACAGCCACUGUUGUGAACCAGCCAUCAAACCUCAAUUCAGACUCAAGUGAAAGUGGCAGCCAACAGUCGAGCUUGUAUUCAACCUCAAAUGAAAAUGGAAGCCAACGUUCGAGCUCGAAUUCCAACCCAAAUGGAAAUGGCAACCAGUCCUCUAGCUUUAAUUCAAACCCAAAUGGAAAUGUCAGAGAUUCAAACUUUAACUCUCCCCCCUAUGAGGGUCGCUAUAGGGGAAAUCAUAGUUCGAGGGGUCACGUAAGUCGGCCAGCAAAUCAGAGGAGGGAGAGGGAGAGAAGUGAGAAUCAGGAGGUGAGGGGUUUGAAAGAGAGGAAUAUAAAUCAGGGUGGAAGAGGAUUGAGGGAUUCCAAUUUGCCUCAGCUUGUGCAAGAAAUUCAGGAGAAACUGAUGAAGGGGACUGUAGAAUGCAUGAUUUGUUACGAUAUGGUGCGGAGAUCUGCACCUGUUUGGUCGUGCUCGAGCUGUUUUUCAAUUUUCCAUCUGAAUUGUAUUAAAAAAUGGGCUCGGGCACCCACCUCAGUCGAUCUUUCUGCAGAGAAAAGCCAAGGGUUCAAUUGGCGGUGUCCUGGAUGUCAGUUUGUUCAGCUCACCUCAUCAAAGGAGAUUCGGUAUGUUUGCUUUUGUGGUAAGAGGCCAGAUCCACCUUCUGAUUUAUAUUUAACACCGCAUUCAUGUGGGGAGCCAUGUGGAAAGCCGCUUGAGAAGGAUGUCCCAUGUGCUGGAGGGAGCAAGGAGGAUCUUUGCCCUCAUGUUUGUGUAAUGCAGUGCCACCCUGGUCCAUGCCCUCCUUGUAAAGCUUUUGCUCCACCACGGAUAUGCCCAUGUGGAAAGAAAGUGAUUACAACAAGAUGUUCUGAUCGGAAGUCUGUUCUUACUUGUGGUCAGCGUUGUGAUAAGCUUCUAGAAUGUUGGCGACAUAGGUGUGAGCGUAUUUGCCACGUGGGUCCUUGUGAUCCAUGUCAUGUUCUGGUCAAUGCUUCCUGUUUCUGCAAGAAAAAUAUGGAGGAAGUUCUGUGUGGAGAUAUGGCUGUAAAGGGAGAGGUGAAAGCAGAAGAUGGUGUCUUUUCAUGUGGUUCCAUUUGUGGGCAGAAACUCAGCUGUGGGAAUCAUGUUUGCGGGGAAAUUUGCCAUCCAGGCCCUUGUGGAGAGUGUGACUUAAUGCCAAGCAGGAUUAAGACGUGCCAUUGUGGAAAAACAAUGUUGCGGGAGGAGCGGAAGAGCUGUUUAGACCCAAUUCCAACUUGUUCACAAAAAUGUGGUAGGUCUCUUCCUUGUGGGAUGCACCACUGUGAAGAGGUGUGCCAUGAUGGUGAUUGCCCUCCUUGUUUGAUUAAAGUCACCCAAAAGUGCCGUUGUUCAUCAACUUCUCGAACAGUGGAAUGCUAUAGAACAACUACAGGCGAUAAAUUUACUUGUGAUAAGCCUUGUGGGUGGAAGAAGAGCUGUGGGAGGCACCGGUGUAGUGAGCGGUGCUGUCCUCUUUCUAAUUCAAGCAAUAUUGUCUCAGGGGAUGGGGAUCCACACUUUUGUUCAAUGCCGUGCGGGAAGAAGCUAAGGUGUGGGCAACAUUCAUGUGAGUCUCUAUGCCACACUGGUCAUUGCCCUCCUUGCCUUGAAACAAUAUUCACUGAUUUAACUUGUGCAUGCGGGAGGACUUCCAUUCCUCCUCCAUUGCCUUGUGGUACACCCCCUCCUUCAUGUCAGCUCCCAUGUUCAGUACCUCAGCCUUGUGGCCAUUCCUCAUCUCACAGCUGCCACUUUGGAGACUGCCCCCCUUGUUCAGUGCCUGUAGCGAAGGAGUGCAUUGGUGGACAUGUAGUUCUCAGGAAUAUUCCAUGUGGAUCAAAGGAUAUCAGAUGUAACAAGCUCUGUGGGAAAACCAGGCAAUGUGGUAUGCAUGCUUGUGGCAGGACCUGUCAUCCACCACCUUGUGAUAGUUCAAUGGGUUGUGAACCAGGUGUAAAAUCUUCCUGUGGGCAGACAUGUGGGGCUCCUAGGAGAGAUUGCAGGCAUACAUGUACUGCUCCUUGUCACCCUUCUGCACUUUGUCCUGAUGUAAGAUGUGAUUUCCCUGUCACUAUCAGUUGUUCUUGUGGUCGGAUAACGGCAACUGUUCCUUGUGAUGCUGGUGGCAGCAGCAGUAGUUUCAGUGCUGAUACUGUAUAUGAUGUUUCAAUCGCUCAGAAGCUGCCUGUACGACUUCAACCGGUUGAAGCUACUGGCAAAAAGAUUCCACUUGGACAGAGGAAGCUUAUUUGUGAUGAUGAGUGUGCUAAGAUGGAGCGUAAACGGGUUCUUGCAGAUGCAUUUGAUAUAACUCCUCCGAACUUGGAUGCUCUUCAUUUUGGUGAGAAUUCUGUUGUUUCUGAGUUGCUUGCAGACCUCUUCAGACGUGAUCCCAAGUGGGUAAUAUCCGUGGAAGAGAGAUGCAAGUAUUUGGUACUUGGCAAGAGCAAAGGAACUACCAGUGGUCUUAAAGUUCAUGUUUUCUGUCCAAUGCUGAAAGAUAAAAGAGAUGCAGUUAGGGUAAUUGCUGAGAGGUGGAAGCUCACAGUUAGCGCUGCUGGCUGGGAGCCAAAGCGUUUUAUUGUGGUUCAUGUUACACCCAAGUCGAAAGCCCCACCUCGUGUUCUUGGUGUUAAGGGUACCACCACUGUGAGUGCACCCCAUCCUCCUGCAUUUGAUCCUCUGGUAGACAUGGAUCCAAGGCUAGUAGUUUCUUUUCCGGAUUUGCCUAGAGAUGCGGAUAUAAGUGCGUUGGUCUUGAGGUUUGGUGGGGAAUGUGAACUUGUCUGGUUGAAUGACAAGAAUGCACUGGCUGUGUUUCAUGAUCCGGCCCGAGCAGCAACUGCAAUGAGGAGAUUGGAUCAUGGAACAUUAUAUCAUGGGGCUAUUAUGGUUCAUCCAACUGCUGGUGUAUAUGGAGCAUCGUCAGGAACAAAUGCUUGGGGUGGAGCGGGGAUAUCUAAAGAAGGAGGAGCAGCACUCAAGGGUAAUCCAUGGAAGAAGGCUGUAGUUCAUGAAUCUGCUUGGAAAGAAGAUUCAUGGGGUGAGGAAGAAUGGUCUGGUGGUUCUGUUGAUAUGCAGUCAUCAGUGUGGAAGAAAGAAGCUCCACUUGCAACCUCAUUAAAUCGUUGGAAUGUUUUAGACUCUGAAACUGCUUUGAGUUCAUCAUCUACCUCCGUCAGAAUUAAGGAUUCUGGAAAGCAAGCUGCCGGGGGUCCAUCUUCAAGCUCGGAAGAUACAAAAGACUUGAAUUCAGUGGCACAGCAUGGAAAAAUUAUAACUAUGACAGAAAAUUCUGAAGUGGUGGAUGACUGGGAGGACGCUUAUGACAAUAUAACAUAGAACAUUACAUGCAUAUGCUAAAAUUUUAGGAUCAUGGACAGGGAAAUGAGGUAUUUUGUCACCUUCCCGUCUGUUUUGUUUCAUAUUUUGGCUAUCCUGCAGCGGCAUUCUUUCACUUUUUGAGAUUUUCUUCUGUUGCAUCUCCCAUUACCUGACAUGGGUGUCUGCUAAGAAUUUUUUUUUUAUUAUUUUUUUUAAAUUCUACUUUUCUGCCUUGGAAUUGUGGAGGCAGCAAGGGUGUGUUCUGCUGUGGGAAAAACAUUCCUUUUGUAUAUGUGAAUUUUCAUUGUAUUGAAGAAUCUAGUAACUAUGUUUUGAACCUGCUACAAUCACAUCUUUUAUUCGUCA
Ziziphus jujuba (common jujube) is the source of this 4268-nucleotide messenger RNA. RefSeq names its product NF-X1-type zinc finger protein NFXL1. Gene Ontology annotation, biological process: regulation of DNA-templated transcription. Gene Ontology annotation, cellular component: nucleus. NCBI's taxonomy places the organism in Eukaryota, Viridiplantae, Streptophyta, Magnoliopsida, Rosales, Rhamnaceae. The transcript is spliced from 2 exons. Gene Ontology annotation, molecular function: RNA polymerase II transcription regulatory region sequence-specific DNA binding; DNA-binding transcription factor activity, RNA polymerase II-specific; zinc ion binding. The coding region runs from base 468 to 3920 and encodes 1150 amino acids. The record is from RefSeq and is a predicted model, not a curated record.